GUUGGUGCGAGGAGCGCCGCCAUCUUGGGGCGGCAGGGAGCGCUGGGGUAACUGGGCGGAUCGCCGGCUGGGGUCGGCGGCCUUGCCUCCUACUUCCCUCCGCGCUUGGCACGAUGCCGCAGUACCAGACCUGGGAGGAGUUCAGCCGCGCGGCCGAGAAGCUCUACCUCGCCGACCCGAUGAAGGUACGUGUGGUUCUCAAAUAUAGGCAUGCUGAUGGGAAUUUAUGCAUUAAAGUAACAGAUGACUCAGUUUGUUUGCUGUACAGAACAGAACAAGCUCAAGAUGUGAAGAAGAUCGAGAAAUUCCACAGUCAGCUAAUGCGCCUGAUGGUGGCCAAGGAGUCCCGGGCCGUCACCUCGGCGGAAACGGACUGAACGGUGGACGUGAAGACUGUCGUGUUUAGAGAGUAAAUGUCUUGAAUUUGAGGUGUGAAGAAGACAAGAGUUUAAUAACAACAUGCACAAAACCCAUGAGUUGAUCGAGAACCAGUCACUGUGUCCAGAAAUUGGAAGACAACAGAUCGCAGCACCGAGAUGUCACAGACGUUGAAAUUACCUGAAAAAGACAUUAAAGUAACUAUUUAAAAAGUGCUUCAACAGGUAAUUAUGAAUGCUUUUCAAAACAAUCUCAAUAAAGAAAUAAAUGGUACAAAAAUGAAUUAAGUGGAAAUUUUAGAACUAAAAAAAAAAAAACAAAAUUUAAAGCUCACUGAGUAGACUGUUAGAAUGAAUGAAGGAGAUAAACCAAAACCAUGAACAGAGCUUCAGAGCUCUGUUGGACGAUAACGGAAGAUCUAACAUUUGUGCCAUCAGUAUUUCAGGAAGGAGAAAAUACGGUGCUGACAAAAAGAUGAGGGCCCUGAGUUCAGUCCUCAGCACCGAAAAAAACAAAAGACUUAAAACAGCAUUUGAAGAAUUAUUUUGUGAGAACCUUCUGGGGUUGAAGAAGCUCUAAUUCAUGCCUAAAUAAUGGUAAUGAAGCAGGUGAAAAUUAGCCAUUUUGUGAGCAGCCAGAGGAAAACAACACACCACUUAUGGGAAGUAGUGAUUCUCAUCUGAAAUCACAGAAGCAGUCAUUCCUAAGACAACAAGAGAAGAGGAGCAUGAAGGGUAGUUACUUCCAUCAUCAUGUAAAAAGAGGCUCUGCAGCAAGUCCCUCCAGCAGAAGGGAAAUGACAAGGGGAAUUGAAACACUCCAGAAAAAGUAACAACAGAAACGAUAACCAUCUGGAUUAAAGCAGUAGACUUCUGGAGUUCCUAGCGUACAUUUAAUUCCUGAAUAAACGGAAUAGCUCAGUGGUAGAGCACUUCUGCAAGAAAACCAAAAACACUGACAUGAAUAACAAAGGCAAAAGGUAAAGGGAUGUGUUGUAAGUUUUCCACAUUUCACCUGAAGUGGUAAAAUUCUUCCCAGUAGACUGGAAUUCUGAGUAUGGAAAUAAAUUUUUUUAACCGUGGAGGCUGGGAACGUGGCUCAACUGGUAGAGCACAAGGCUCUGAGUUCAAACCCCAGCACACAUCAGCCCCAAC
This is a messenger RNA of Castor canadensis (American beaver), 1532 nucleotides long. Lineage: Eukaryota; Metazoa; Chordata; Mammalia; Rodentia; Castoridae. The record is from RefSeq and is a predicted model, not a curated record.